This is a messenger RNA of Linum tenue, 1582 nucleotides long. Lineage: Eukaryota; Viridiplantae; Streptophyta; Magnoliopsida; Malpighiales; Linaceae. The record is from the annotation of a GenBank genome assembly.
GGACUCUUGGUCGUGAAACGAGUACUGGCUGCAUCCAUCCAAACUUGACCUGUCAUGGUCAUGGCUGGCUGGCUCUCCAGAAGCGAGUCGAUACUUCGGUGGACUAUUAGAUCGGAUUUUCCUCUUCCCGCCGGCUUGCUGAAACGCAACCUCCGCCGCCGGUUUUCCGCGGCUGCCUCCCUCCGACUCGGCGGAUGAAAUAAAAGCAGGGAAUUAACAAAUAAUUAAACCGUUCCCACUGCAAGUCGGUGUCUUGCCAAUCUGUUCCCGACUACAAACAAUUUCUCGGUUUGCUCUCCCGGUCGUUUUGUUUAGGCGGCAUUGUCGCCGGCUGAGGCUUGGCUUUCUGUCUCUUUUGAUCUGGAAUUCCGUCUCUGUUCAUUCCACCGGCCACCUUUCAGCUUCCGGCUGGAUUUUCUACUAGGAACCUGCUCGGUAUAGUUCGCCACCUUUAGAAUUCAAGAGGGUUGGAAUUGUUCAGUUUCAUCUAUGACGAGGUUCCAGGUUUGUUGAAUCAACUUGGCAUAGUGUAAUUUGUGGAGUUGACAAAGGGUUCGAUAUUGUAGUCAUAGACAAACCAGCAUUUGUAAACUGGACAAAUGGGUUCUUUCAAGGGUCAUGUUGUACCUGGGUCACUAUUCUUGAUCAUUGGUGUAUGGCACACAUGGUGUUCUCUGGUUCGCUACGUCUCCAAUCCAAAGUCUUUCCGAGUUCGAGUUUGGAAUCCUGUCCCAGGUUUUGAAGGGAAGUUGAAGCACUUGGAGCUCUACGUCAUCGUGAUCGGAUCCUUAAUAGACCUAUGUAUUGAGCUAUUGUACUCCACACACCUCAGGUUUUUCGUCAAUGGAGUGCUGAAUCCUAGUCACCUGAACAAUUUUGAGCAUUCAGGGAUGUUGCUGAUGUUCUUCAUCCUUGGUGUUGUCGCCUUGCUAUCAGAGAAAACAAGGUUUCUACCAUUACCAGAAGGAGCCCUUUGCUUGAUAGCCGCCACUGCAUUUUGUGCAGAGUACCUGCUGUUCUACUUCCACUCGACAAGCCAUAAGGGCCUCGAAGGUUACUAUCACCUGAUCCUCGUCCUCCUGAUAGGACUAUGCGUGGUCUCCUCCGUGGCUGGAGCACUCCUCCCGACGAGCUUUCCAGUCGACUUGACCAACGGCAUUGCCAUCACUCUCCAAGGCUUGUGGUUCUAUCAGACAGCCUUCAGCCUCUACGGCCCGAUGAUGCCUGACGGUUGUCAGCUCACAGGAGAUCAAAUUGCUUGUGGAUCAGCUGCCAGCAGGGUUCGUGGCGAGCUGCUGGCUAACUUUCAGCUAUUCUCCUUGGUGCUUGGGGUGCUUGUUUCCGUCGUGGUAUCAUAUGGUUAUGCGGCUUCCAGACACGGUCGUUCUUAGGGGUCCUGCGAACAUGCUCACGGAUUGUAAGUUAACGAUGUACCUUCUUAGAUCCUAACUGCUCAUUUUCGGUGAUUAUAUUUCGAUUUAGUUUGCUUGGGGGAAAAAAUGAUUCAGUGAAAUGAUGACCAUAACUACCAGUUGUGCAAAUUUUAGUCGGUAUUAUAUCGUUGAGUCCAAGAUUUUCGACC